CAAUGGGAUGUUCCGGCAGUGCGUGCUGCAGUGUGUUAACCGCGCCUCACAUAAAGAAAUGGCAGAAACUGCUCCAGCACCAGCCGCCCCUGCUCCGGCUAAAGCUCCCAAGAAGAAGACCGCGGCCAAGCCCAAGAAAUCGGGUCCCAGCGUGUCGGAGCUCAUCGUCAAGGCUGUGUCUGCCUCCAAGGAGCGCAGCGGGCUGUCCGUGGCGGCGCUCAAGAAGAUCCUGCAGGCCGGCGGCUACGAUGUGGAGAAGAACAACUCCCUCGUCAAUAGAGCCCUCAAGAGCCUGGUGACCAAGGAGACCCUGCUACAGACCAAGGGCACCGGCGCCUCGGGCUCCUUCAAGCUCAAUAAACAGGCGGCUGAAGCCAAGGAGAAGGCGGCCAAGAAGAAGGCAGCUCCCAAGAAACCAGCGGCAAAGAAAGCGGUUGUCAAGAAAACAACGAAAAAGGUUUCGGCAAAGAAAGCAGCGACACCCAAGAAGACUCCCACGAAAGCGAAGAAACCGAAAGCUGUAAAGAAGGCGCCCAAGAGCCCGAAAAAAGCGGCUGCCAAGCCUAAAAAGGUCGUAAAGAAGAGCCCGAAGAAAGCGAAGGCAGCGCCUAAACCUAAAAAGGUGACCAAGGCAGCUAAACCCGCAGCGAAGAAGGCGGCUCCUAAAAAGAAGUGAGCGGUUAAAGCAACGAUGUAACAAUGAACCCAAAGGCUCUUUUCAGAGCCAACACAUCUUUCUAAAGAGAGCAGAUUUUCCUUAUAUACAUAAUAAACGUGACACUCAUUCGAUGUUUUAGCACGCGGUUUAAUAGUGUAAUAUUAGAGUAAACCAUUCGCUACCUGAUUAUGCGUAAUCACGAUGAAAUUGUUAUGAAUUAACGUGGACCGCUUUAUUGUUUUGCAUUGUGUGUAAAAAUAAUGUGAUAUCUUGUAACAAUUGUAAGUCGACCUGGAUAAGAGCGUCUGCUAAGAAAUAAAUAAUAAUAAUAUUAAUAAUAAUA
Acipenser ruthenus (sterlet) is the source of this 1001-nucleotide messenger RNA. Its product is annotated as histone H1-like. Gene Ontology annotation, cellular component: nucleosome. Gene Ontology annotation, biological process: nucleosome assembly. The record is from RefSeq and is a predicted model, not a curated record. Gene Ontology annotation, molecular function: DNA binding; structural constituent of chromatin. Lineage: Eukaryota; Metazoa; Chordata; Actinopteri; Acipenseriformes; Acipenseridae. The coding region runs from base 8 to 676 and encodes 222 amino acids. The transcript is spliced from 2 exons.